Molecule: messenger RNA, 1503 nt
Organism: Thamnophis elegans (Western terrestrial garter snake)
Lineage: Eukaryota; Metazoa; Chordata; Lepidosauria; Squamata; Natricidae
Product: potassium voltage-gated channel subfamily V member 2-like
Exons: 2
Coding region: 1-1503 (500 amino acids)
Biological process (GO): protein homooligomerization; potassium ion transmembrane transport
Cellular component (GO): voltage-gated potassium channel complex; membrane
Molecular function (GO): delayed rectifier potassium channel activity
Source: RefSeq, a predicted model, not a curated record
AUGAGGCCAGCCGCGCCCAGGAGGGCCAGCUUCUCGGCCAACAUGAAGUUCCGGGCCUGUCAGAAGUGCUGUCGGACCCCCAACGACGUGGACCUCUUCAUCCCCUUCUCUCAGGAGAAGCUGGUCAAGCGGUGGAGCUCCAUGGACAAUUUGGCCGACCUGUCCCAGGAUGGCGGCCGUGACCUGUCCCACCCGUGGGAUCCGUGUUUCUUGUCCCUCAAUGUUGGAGGCCAGCACUUCUACAUCGCCGUCCGAGCGGCAGCCAGGUACCCCACCACCAGGAUCGGGCAACUGGCCACCUGCGUGGAUCCCGUGAAGAAGCUGGACCUGUGCGAUGACUACUCGGUGCUGAGGAACGAGUACUUCUUCGACCGGGACCCUUCCGUCUUCAACUACGUCUUCCAGUUCUACCGCAGCGGCAUCAUGUGGGUGCUGACCGAGUUCUGCUCGGCCAACUUCCUGCAGGAGAUCGAGUACUGGGGGAUCCACAUGAAGUACACCCAGCGGUGCUGCCGGAUCCUCUUUGAGGAGAAGCACGACGAGCUGGUGGAGUACCUGAAGAUCCAGCGGGAGCUGGAGGCCGAGCUGGACACGGUGGAGAAGGAAGAGCACUUCGAGGGGAAGUUCCUGGGCCGGUUCCGGAAGGCCAUCUGGAACCUGAUCGAGAACCCCUACUCUUCGACCCUGGCUAAAGUCACGGCCAUCUUGUCCAGCCUCUGUGUCCUCUUCUCGGUGGUGGGGAUGACCCUCAGCACGGUGAAGGAGAUGCAGAGCCAUACCGCCAAGGAGGCCAUGGAGCACAUGGAGACCGCCUGCGCCAUCUUCUUCACCCUGGAGUACCUCAUGCGGGUGGUCUCCACCUCCAGCGUGCAGCAGUUCUUCCGGGCGGCCUUCAGCGCCAUCGACCUGGUGUCCAUCCUGCCCUUCUACAUCCAGGUCGUCUUCGAGUACCUGGGCGAGGAGGACGCCGAGGACACGGAGGAGCUGCACCAGAUGCGCAACGUGGGGAAGCUGGGCAAGGUCCUGAAGCUCAUCAAGCUGAUGCGGAUCUUCCGGAUCCUCAAGCUGGCUCGGCACUCCACGGGGCUGAGGGCCUUCGGCUUCACCCUCCGGCAGUGCUGCCAGCCGGUCUGCUGCCUCCUCCUCUUCAUCGCCAUGGGCAUCUUCACCUUCUCCGCCCUCAUGCACUCCGUCGAGCACGACGUCCCGGGCACCAACUUCACCAGUAUCCCCAACACCUGGUGGUGGGCGGCCGUGAGCCUCUCCACGGUGGGCUACGGGGACACUGUGCCGGAAACCUUCCUGGGCAGGGUGGUGGCCUUCGGCUGCAUCGCCUUCGGCAUCAUCCUGAACGGGAUGCCCAUCUCCAUCCUCUACAACAAGUUCUCCGACUACUACGCCAAGCUCAAGUCCCAGGAGGACAAGACCACCGUGGCCCUCAAGACCCCCCGCAAGCAGAGCCUCAAGGAGAGGCUGUGGAACAAGAUGAACCAAUGCUACUGA